CCUAAUCUCUGAUCUCUUCUCUCUCUCUAUCUCUCUGAAUAUUAAAGAAGAAGAAAAGAAAAGAAAAGAAAAAAGAGAUUGAAAUUUGGGAAUUGGGAAUUUGGGAUAAUCUUCUCAGCCACAGCCUGGGACUGGGUAACUCUGUGAAAUUCGUCUCACCCAAUUGAAAAAGAAAGAGACAGCACACAAAAUGCAGCUUCCCCUUCCCUUCCACAGCUCACACUCUGCCUUUUCUCCUUCUAAAACUCCCUCUUUUCAAUCCCUUUAACCUAAAUUCCCAACCAAUGCCUUGCAACAUGGAACCCUCUUUGGGUUUUUGAAAUUUCUCAGCCACAGCCCUCCAUUUUCCUGAAAACUCUACUGGGUUUUGCUCCAAAGCUCCCCCAAAUGCGGACCCAGAUGGGAACUCCUUUGCUUUCUCUGUUUCUUUUCGCUUUCUGUGUUCUACCUCUCAGUGUGAGACCAGAUCUUGCUUCCGACACAGCUGCUCUUCUGGCCCUUCGCUCCGCCGUGGGCGGCCGGACUCUCCGCCUUUGGAAUGCCACUGACCAGAGCGUCUGCUCUUGGCCUGGGAUUCGUUGCGAGGACAAUCGCGUCACUGUUCUUCGUCUCCCCGGCGCGGCGCUCUCCGGGGAAUUACCGGCGGGCAUUUUCGGGAACUUGACUCACCUCCGCACUCUUAGCCUCCGGCUCAACGCAUUGUCCGGCCAGCUCCCCUCAGAUCUCUCCGCAUGCGUUAAUCUCCGCAACCUGUAUUUGCAAGGUAAUGAGUUUUCAGGCCUUGUCCCUGAUUUCUUGUUCCGCCUCCAUGACCUGGUUCGCCUCAAUUUGGCCUCCAAUAACUUUUCUGGAGAGAUCUCUUCGGGAUUUAACAAUUUGACCCGUCUUAGGACUCUGUUCCUCGAAAACAAUCACCUCGCCGGGUCCAUCCCGGACUUGAAGAUCCCUCUGGAUCAGUUCAAUGUUUCCAACAAUCAAUUAAAUGGGUCGGUUCCAGCGGAAUUGCAGUCGUUUUCUUCGAGUUCGUUUUUGGGUAAUUCUCUCUGUGGGCGCCCCCUCGAGGCUUGCGCUGGAGAUAUUGCUGUGCCGACAGGGAAGGUUGGGACCAAUGGCGGGUCUGGACACAAGAAAAAACUCUCAGGGGGAGCCAUUGCAGGGAUUAUCAUUGGAUCUGUACUGGGUUUUGUAUUGAUACUUCUACUCUUAAUGCUUCUGUGCCGAAAGAAGAGUGCUAAGAAAACAAGUUCAGUCGAUGUAGCCACAGUGAAGCAUCCUGAAGUGGAAAUUCAGGGUGGAAAGCCAGCUGGGGAUGUCGAAAAUGGCGGUUACAGUAAUGGUUACAGUGUGCCAGCCGCUGCUGCUGCUGCAACAACUGUGGCGGCAGGGGCUGCAAAGGGGGAAGUGAAUAACAAUGGAGCUGGGUCCAAGAAAUUGGUGUUUUUUGGUAAUGCUGCGAGGGUGUUCGAUUUGGAGGAUCUUUUGAGAGCUUCAGCGGAAGUUUUGGGGAAAGGAACCUUUGGGACUGCUUAUAAAGCAGUUCUGGAACUGGGUUCUGUGGUGGCUGUGAAGAGGUUGAAGGAUGUCACCAUAACAGAGAGGGAAUUCAGAGAGAAGAUUGAAGCUGUUGGAUCUAUGGAUCAUGAGAACUUGGUCCCUCUCAGGGCUUACUAUUUCAGUAGGGAUGAGAAGCUUCUUGUCUAUGAUUACAUGCCCAUGGGAAGCUUGUCUGCUCUUUUACAUGGAAACAAAGGAGCUGGAAGGACUCCAUUGAACUGGGAAAUCAGGUCUGGGAUUGCCCUUGGAGCCGCCCGUGGCAUUGAAUAUCUGCAUUCUCAAGGCCCUAAUGUCUCUCAUGGCAACAUAAAAUCGUCCAAUAUCCUUCUAUCCAAAUCCUACGAUGCCCGAGUCUCCGAUUUCGGUUUAGCACAUCUCGUUGGACCACCUUCCAGCCCCACCAGAGUUGCUGGAUAUCGCGCGCCGGAGGUCACUGAUCCUCGUAAAGUAUCCCAUAAGGCUGAUGUCUAUAGCUUUGGCGUAUUGCUCUUGGAGCUUCUGACAGGCAAGGCUCCUACACACUCCCUUCUAAACGAGGAAGGAGUCGACUUACCCAGAUGGGUGCAGUCAGUUGUUCGGGAGGAGUGGACUUCCGAAGUUUUCGACCUCGAGCUUCUUAGGUACCAGAACGUCGAGGAGGAGAUGGUUCAACUAUUGCAGCUUGCAGUCGAUUGUGCAGCUCAGUAUCCCGAUCAACGCCCCACAAUGUCCCAAGUCACAAAGCGUAUAGAAGAGCUGCGCCAAUCCAGCCUUCACGAAGUCGUCGAUACACAACCCGAUGCUGCUCAUGAUUCAGACAACGCAUCCUCUAGGUGAGUUUGGUGGUUUAUAGAGAAGAAAAAAAGAAUUAUCUCCAUUUGUUGCAAUCUCAAUUCAGUGCCAAUCAUAUCUUUCAUUUGAAGCCAAGAAAAACAAAAAAGAAUCACCAAAAACUUGAAUUCCCUGAUCUAUUUUUCAUUGUACUAAUUCUUCAGUUUGUUCAGUCAAUACUUGGGGUGGAUGAUAAAAAUUGUCAUAGCUUUUGUAUCUGUUGCUGUUGGGUUGGGUGGGUGAUGUAAUUAAUUACUGCUGCCUUUGCCUUUACUUUUGGCUUUUGGCUUUUGCUUUUGCUUUUGCUUUUGCUUCUGAUGCAACUUUUGGUCUGUUCAAAUUGAGAUGUUCUUCUCUUUUUUAGUUUCUAUGAUGACCUCUUUGUUGUGAUGUCCAUUCACAACACUUCCCUCCA
Momordica charantia (bitter melon) is the source of this 2779-nucleotide messenger RNA. RefSeq names its product putative inactive receptor kinase At1g48480. Gene Ontology annotation, molecular function: ATP binding; protein kinase activity; protein binding. Gene Ontology annotation, biological process: protein phosphorylation. The record is from RefSeq and is a predicted model, not a curated record. NCBI's taxonomy places the organism in Eukaryota, Viridiplantae, Streptophyta, Magnoliopsida, Cucurbitales, Cucurbitaceae.